AUGUCUGGAUAUGUACUCUCUUCAACUUCGUUACCUGUUCCUGAAACCCACCAAACGAAUUCUCUAAAACCCACAUCACAAACCCUCGACAAUGAUAUUCUCUACACUUUCAAAUCACCAUUUGAGCUCAAACAAAUCCACGCCCAAAUCAUCAAAACCAACACCUCUCCCUCUAUCUUACCAAUUUCCCGUGUUGCCUCUGUUUGUGCCCUAACUCCCACCUUCCCCUACGCUCAAAAAAUCAUUCAGCUCUCUAACAAGCCCGAGACUGUUAUAUGGAAUUCAUGUCUGAAAGCUUUUGCCGAGAGUGAUUCGCCAAAUGAUGCGAUUCGGUUAUUUUAUCAAUUAUGCAAACACGAUGUUCCUCUGGAUGCCUUUACUUUUUCUUUCCUUCUAAAAGCUUGUACGAAACUUUCGUAUGGAUUAUACGGGAGGAUUAUCCAUGGGUUCAUUGAGAAACUCGGGUUUCAAUCAAACUUGUUUUUACAGAACAGUAUGGUUCAUUUAUACGCAGUCUCUGGCGAAAUUGAUAACGCCUGCUUACUGUUCGAUAAAAUGUCUGAACGAGAUGUUGUCACAUGGAACAUAAUGAUUACACAGUUGGUGAAAAAGGGAAACGUAGAUGAAGCCUAUGGUUUCUUUUCUAGAAUGCCAGAGAGAAACGUGAGGUCAUGGACAUCAAUGAUCAUGGGAUUUGUACAAUGUGGAAAACCCAAAGAAGCAAUCGAUCUUUUCACCCAAAUGGAAGACAAAAUGUUAUCUCCUAACGAGGUCACUUUAGUAGCUGUUCUUGCAGCAUGUGCAGAUAUAGGUGCACUUGAUUUAGGAAAAAAGAUUCAUGAUUCUUUAAAGAAAAAAGGAUUCACAACAAAUAUUCACAUUUGCAACACUUUAAUAGACAUGUACAUCAAAUGUGGAUGCCUAGAAUCAGCUCUUACUAUUUUCAACAACAUGGAAAAAAGAACAAUCGUAUCAUGGUCAGCCAUGAUCCAAGGUUUAGCCAUUAAUGGAAAAGGUGAAGAAGCUUUCAAAUUGUAUUCCCAAAUGAUCCAAUCACAAAUCAAACCAAAUGGGGUCACAUUUAUUGGACUUCUACAUGCUUGUAGCCACAUGGGCAUGGUAAAAAAAGGUCUUCAACUUUUCAAAAGUAUGACUAAAGAUUAUAAAAUAGUUCCAAGAAUUGAACACUAUGGUUGCAUGGUUGAUCUUUAUAGUAGAGCGGGUUUACUCAAAGAAGCUCAUGAAUUUAUAAAAAAUAUGCCAAUUAAACCAAACGGGGUAGUGUGGGGAGCUUUGUUAGGUGGUUGUAGGGUCCACAAGAACAUAGAAAUGGCAGAAGAAGCAAUCAAACAUCUUUUGGAACUAGAUCCACUCAAUGAUGGAUACUAUGUUGUUUUAUCCAACAUUUACGCAGAAGCUAAAAGGUGGGAUGACGUGGCAAGAGUGAGAAAGUUGAUGAGAGAUAAUGGGGUGAAGAAAACACCAGGGUCGAGUUCAAUUUCCAUAAAUGGAAUAGUCCAUGAGUUUGUGGCUGGAGAUGAGACUCAUCCUGAAAAUGAUGCAAUUCAAGAAAGAUGGAAGGAGUUAUUAGAAGAAAUGAAGAAAAGAGGGUAUGUGCCAAAUACUUCGGUUGUUCUUCUUGAUAUUGAAGAGAGUGAAAAGGUUAGGUUUUUAUUAGGGCAUAGUGAAAAGUUAGCAGUUGUGUUUGGGUUGAUGAAAAUGGGAGAUGGGAUGCCAAUUAGGGUGAUGAAGAAUUUACGUGUUUGUGAAGAUUGUCAUGUUGCUUUGAAGAUGAUAUCAGAGAUUGUUGAUAGGGAGAUUGUUGUUAGGGAUCGAAGUCGGUUUCAUUGCUUUAAAAAUGGUGUGUGUUCUUGCAAAAAUUAUUGGUAA
Lactuca virosa is the source of this 1890-nucleotide messenger RNA. NCBI's taxonomy places the organism in Eukaryota, Viridiplantae, Streptophyta, Magnoliopsida, Asterales, Asteraceae. The record is from the annotation of a GenBank genome assembly.